AUGGCCGACGAGAAGAAUGACGACAUCAUUUCCCCCGCGGCAGCGCACAGCAGCACAUCCAGCAUCCGAGAUGAGAAAGCGGGAAUUAUAGACGACGGCGAGAUUUUCAAGAGAGGAGAGGGGAUUGAGGAUUUUAGAACCGUGUCAUGGGUCCAGACGACUGUUAUUUUGCUGAAGCUCAUCUUCGCAACGGGUGUUCUCACCAUUCCAUCUGCCAUGUACACGCUCGGUUCUUUCCCUGGUGCGAUCAAUGUCCUGGGCUGGCAAGGUCUGAAUACCUGGUGUGCUCUCGUCCAAGGCCAAUUCCGAAACAACCACCCCGGUUGCCACUCCAUCGCCGACAUGGGCCAAUUAGUCGGCGGCCGCAUCGUCAAAGAGAUAACCGGCAUUCUCUUCCUCGUCGCCUUCGUCAUCGUUGCCGCCUCGGGCAUAGUCGGCGUAUCAACAGCACUAAACGCGUUAUCCAACCACUCGCUAUGCACAAAUUACUUUUCCAUCAUCGCGGCACUGACGGUUGGAUUAUGCGCUAGCGUGCGCAAGUUUGAGAAGAUCGCUUGGAUUACAUGGGCGGGAUUCGCGUCGGUUUUCAUCGCCGUGUUCAUUGUUGUUGUUGGAGUAACUCAGCGCGACCGCCCAGCCGCUGCACCGCAAACUGGCCCUUACGACUUUGGCUACCAUGUCAUCGGCCACCCGACAUUCGCCGCUGGUAUCACCGCAGCAAGUACCAUCUUCUGCUCCGGAGCCGGUACAUCAGCUUUCCUACCCGUUAUGUCUGAGAUGCGGAACCCCCGCGACUUCAGCAAAGCUGUAAACUGGUGCAUGGGCAUCGUGACUGCUGCGUAUCUCUCCUUCAGUCUUGUCGUGUACAAAUGGUGCGGCAAGUGGGUUGCUUCCCCUUCUCUCGGAAGCGCUGGUCCCACCGUCAAAAAGAUCGCGUAUGGUAUAGGAAUCAUCGGAUUGUGUGUCAGUGGCGCGCUAUAUGUGCACGUUAGCGCGAAAUACAUCUUUGUCCGGAUUCUGCGCAAGUCGAGACAUCUCCAGGCCAACACAUUUGUACACUGGGGAACCUGGCUCGGCACUGUGGCCGCCACAACGCUUGUGAGCUUUUUGAUCGCCUCGGGAGUGCCCAUCUUCAACUAUUUGUUGAGUCUGGCAGGAAGUAUUGCGUUUGCUCCGUUGGCCCUUGGUUUUCCUGGCUGGCUUUGGAUUUACGACCACAAAGAUUACUGGAAGGGCAACUGGUGGCAGAAGAUCAUGUAUGGGCUGCAUGUUAUCCUUAUUGGUAUCUCCAUCUUCCUUACGAUCGGCGGGACGUAUGGCGUUAUUGUGCAGAUCAACGAUGCGUACGCCAAUGGUCUGAUCGAUUCGGCUUUUUCAUGCGCGGACAACAGUAACUCUUCUUAG
Molecule: messenger RNA, 1404 nt
Organism: Pyrenophora tritici-repentis Pt-1C-BFP
Lineage: Eukaryota; Fungi; Ascomycota; Dothideomycetes; Pleosporales; Pleosporaceae
Product: PotE, Amino acid transporter
Biological process (GO): amino acid transmembrane transport
Molecular function (GO): L-amino acid transmembrane transporter activity
Source: RefSeq, a predicted model, not a curated record